Messenger RNA from Artibeus jamaicensis (Jamaican fruit-eating bat), 8157 nucleotides. RefSeq names its product MCC regulator of WNT signaling pathway (gene MCC). Gene Ontology annotation, molecular function: calcium ion binding. Gene Ontology annotation, cellular component: cytoplasm. Bases 46 to 3093 code for a protein of 1015 amino acids. The transcript has 19 exons. The record is from RefSeq and is a predicted model, not a curated record. Lineage: Eukaryota; Metazoa; Chordata; Mammalia; Chiroptera; Phyllostomidae. Gene Ontology annotation, biological process: negative regulation of canonical Wnt signaling pathway.
UCCUGCCGCCGCGCGUCCGCCUCCUCCGGAGCUGGGAGCGGGCGCAUGAUGGCGGCGGCGGCCGGGAGCGCUAGCGGCGGCGGCAGCAGCGGCGGCGCGGGCAGCAGCAGCAGCGACACGUCCAGCACCGGCGAGGAGGAGCGGAUGCGGCGCCUCUUCCAGACGUGCGACGGCGACGGGGACGGAUACAUUAGCAGGAAUGACUUAUUGAUGGUCUGUCGCCAACUGAAUAUGGAAGAGUCUGUGGCUGAGAUCAUGAACCAACUGGGCGCAGAUGAAAAUGGGAAGAUUUCCUUUCAGGAUUUUAUAAGAUGCCGCAUGCAGCUUGUUCGAGAAAUUAGGAAGGAAGAGGUUGGCCUUUCUGAGAAGUCAGACAACUCCUGUAAGAAGAAGAAACUGAGGGAUAGAAUUGCUUCCUGGCCCACAAGCAGUGACAACAGUUUGGGAGCCGUAUCAGCAGCCAGGGAGAGCUGGGAAUACGACUCGGGUGCCAGGGACCUCCACAGCCCAGACCUUCAGAGUCAGUCGGCCCUACAGAAGCUUCUCGAGUAUGGCGGAAGCUCGUCCCACCAGCAGGCUGCUGCCCUCCACAAACUGCUCACACAGGCCCCUCGUUUCAGCAGCUCUGUAGGAGGAAGCUAUCUAGAACUGGCCAACACGCUCCACCUGGCAGCCCUGGCAUCGCUAAAAGGAGACAUAGCAGAGCUUAAUAAACGCCUGCAGCAAACGGAGCGGGAACGGGACCUUCUGGAAAAGAAGUUGGCCAAGGCACAGUGUGAACAGUCCCAUCUCAUGAGAGAGCAUGAGGAUGUCCAGGAGCGGACGACGCUUCGAUACGAGGAGCGCAUCACGGAACUCCACAGCAUCAUCGCCGAGCUCAAUAAGAAGAUAGACCGUUUGCAAGGCACCACCAUCAGGGAAGAAGAUGAGUACUCAGAGCUUCGAUCAGAACUCAGCCAGAGCCAGCAAGAGGUCAACGAGGACUCUCGAAGCGUGGACCAGGACCAGACCUCUGUCUCCAUCCCUGAAAACCAGUCCACCAUGGUCACUGCUGACAUGGAUAACUGCAGCGACCUGAACUCAGAGCUGCAGCGGGUGCUCACGGGCCUGGAGAACGUCGUCUGCUGCAGGAAGAAGAGCAGCUGCAGCCUGUCUGUGGCCGAGGUGGACAGGCACAUUGAGCAGCUCACCACGGCCAGCGAGCACUGCGACUUGGCCAUUAAGACAGUGGAGGAGAUCGAGGGGGUCCUCGGCCGGGAUCUGUAUCCCAACCUGGCUGAGGAGCGGUGUCGCUGGGAGAAGGAGCUGGCUGGGCUGAGGGAAGAGAAUGAGAGCCUGACCGCCAUGCUGUGCAGCAAAGAGGAGGAGCUGAACAGGACCAAGGCCACCAUGAACGCUGUCCGGGAGGAGCGGGACCGGCUCCGCAGGAGGGUUCGAGAGCUUCAAACUCGACUGCAGAGUGUGCAGGCCACAGGGCCCUCCAGCCCUGGCCGCCUCACUUCCACCAACCGUCCGGUCAACCCCAGCACCGGGGAGCUGAGCACGAGCAGCAGCAGCAAUGACAUUCCCAUCGCCAAGAUUGCCGAGAGGGUAAAGCUGUCCAAGACCAGGUCCGAAUCUUCAUCAUCCGAUCGACCAAUCCUGGGCUCAGAAAUCAGCAGCAUCGGGGUAUCCAGCAGCGUGGCGGAACACCUGGCUCACUCUCUCCAGGACUGCUCCAACAUCCAGGAGAUCUUCCAGACGCUCUACUCACACGGGUCUGCCAUCUCCGAAAGCAAAAUUAGAGAGUUCGAGGUGGAAACAGAACGCCUGAAUAGCCGUAUUGAACACCUUAAAUCCCAAAACGACCUCCUGACCAUAACCCUGGAAGAAUGCAAAAGCAACGCUGAGCGGAUGAGCAUGCUGGUGGGCAAAUACGAAUCCAACGCCACGGCGCUGCGGCUGGCCCUGCAGUACAGUGAGCAGUGCAUAGAAGCCUACGAGCUCCUCCUGGCCCUGGCUGACAGCGAGCAGAGCCUCAUCCUGGGGCAGUUCCGGGCGGCUGGCGUGGGGUCCUCCCCGGGAGACCCGUCAGGGGAUGAAAACAUCACUCAGAUGCUCAAGCGCGCGCACGACUGCCGGAAGACGGCUGAGAAUGCGGCUAAGGCCCUGCUCCUGAAGCUGGACGGCAGCUGCGGGGGCGCCUUCGCCGUGGCCGGCUGCAGCGUGCAGCCCUGGGAGAGCCUGUCCUCCAACAGCCACACCAGCACCACCAGCUCCACCGCCAGCAGCUGCGACACGGAGUUCACGAAGGAGGACGAGCAGAGGCUGAAGGACUACAUCCAGCAGCUCAAGAACGACAGGGCGGCAGUCAAGCUGACCAUGCUGGAGCUGGAGAGCAUCCACAUCGACCCCCUCAGCUACGACGUCAAGCCCCGGGGAGACAGCCAGCGGCUGGACCUCGAAAACGCCGUGCUGAUGCAGGAGCUGAUGGCCAUGAAGGAGGAGAUGGCUGAGCUAAAGGCCCAGCUCUACCUACUGGAGAAAGAGAAGAAGGCCCUGGAGCUAAAGCUGAGCACCCGGGAGGCCCAGGAGCAGGCCUACCUGGUGCACAUCGAGCACCUGAAGUCCGAGGUGGAGGAGCACAAGGAGCAGCGCAUGCGGUCCCUCAGCUCCACCAGCAGCGGCGGCAAGGACAAGCCCGGCAAGGACUGUGCUGACGCUGCCUCCCCAGCUCUGUCCCUGGCUGAACUGAGGACCACACACAGCGACAGCGAGCUGGCUGCAGAGUUCGCCAACGCCAUCCGUCGAGAAAAGAAGUUAAAGGCCAGGGUUCAAGAGUUGGUGAGUGCCUUGGAACGACUCACCAAGAGCAGUGAAAUCCGACACCAGCAAUCAGCAGAGUUUGUCAAUGACCUAAAGAGAGCCAACAGCAACCUGGUGGCCGCCUACGAGAAAGCAAAGAAAAAGCAUCAGAACAAACUGAAGAAGCUGGAGUCUCAGAUGAUGGCCAUGGUGGAGAGACACGAGACCCAAGUGAGGAUGCUCAAGCAGAGAAUAGCUCUGCUGGAGGAGGAGAACUCGAGGCCACACACCAAUGAAACUUCACUUUAGUCGGCACUCGGGCCCCAAAGUUCUGCCCGUGAAAGCUCAACUGUAGUGGGUCACAGAAGAGAGAAGGGCCCUGGGGACAGAGGACCUGUUGAGAGAAUUAAGGAAGGUUGGCAGGUAGGUGACUGCCCGGGCAGUGCAGUGCCAUGGACUAGCCCUGGGGGUGAGCGUCCCUGGUGACGCCGUGUGGGCUGUGUCCCACAGACUCACGAACAGCAUGUAAAUACCUGCUGUUUGCGUGCUCAGCAGGCCUUGCUUCUGCUUUCAACGUCCCAGGUGUUUGUUUGAUAGGAUUUCCCACUUUUUGCCUCGGUUCAGUAGAUAGUGACCUUAUCUCUGGCAUCCCCGAUCUCUCCUCUGACCUCCUUCGGAGGGAAAACUCUGACACACACAUGGGUGUGUAUAUGUCUUGGUAUCUAGGAGAUUUACUCACCAUAAGGCAGCUUUGGUGUUUAAGUCCCACCUACCAACUCGGAGACACAAGCUGUCACACAGCAGAUAGUACACAGGUGUCACAGUCCUAGAUGGGAGUUACAGGGCGAGCAAGCCCCAGGCUGUGCCUGAACAGCGGUGUGUGGGGGAAUGAGACUGCCUUCAGCUCCCACUGUGGAGGCAGGGCCCAGGAGGGUGCUCUCCUGAUUUUGGGACUGCCCUGCCUGAUGGGGCCUCAUCAAUAGCCAAGGCUGGGAGCUGGGCUGAUGCAUAUAUUGGAACUAAAAUUUUUAUCUGGAAUUUCUUCAAGGACAGAGGGGGAUUUUUAAUGCUUCCUCACCCCUGGGCACUCUAUAAUUGCCGUUUGCAUGAACCAGAGUUCACCCACGGGAGUAUAGACAUAGCUCUGGAAAUGCCUCUAUUUCUCUAAGGGCAAGAAGCAGGACACCGAGUAGUUACCAUUUUGCAGGCUGACCCCAUCUAUUUAAGAGAUUGCUACUGAACCACGGGUUCAAGACUUCACUCCUGUUGUGAUAAAGAGCAGGGGGUGAGGAAGUGGUCCUCCUCCAGGCUUCCUUUUCUCCCCCAGACUUGGUGAUCAUUAGCAUAUGGUGCUUAAACAGGUUAAAUUUCAAGCAAAAUGCUGACAGGACUGGGUAGGACCAAAGUACCUGAAUUCUUUCAGGAAGGGCUUCCAUCUCAGACUCAUUAUUCCUCUUCCACUGUUUCAGUCUUUCUUUGGUAGUUGCCCUACACUGAGACAUUUUAAAGGACCACUUGCCAUUUAUUUUGUGGCACCUGAAAAUUCACCCAAGUGCCCUAUGAGAAAUACAUCCCAAUGCAAUGCUACAGUUCAUACAAAGGUUUGCUUAUGGCCAGGUCAUUGCGUCAGCAUCCCCACGUCCACAGCUAAACAUCUGCUUUCAGAGCACAUGAAUCCUGUUCCUCAGCCUUCUGCCCUCUGGUGGAGGACACUGGAGCUACCGCCUUGGAUGGCAGAGUCUCAACCCCAAAGCAGUCACCUUUCUCAGGUAGGCAGUGAGGCUGUCAGUCUGCAGGAGCCAGCUCCCCGGGGCUCUGAUCACUGCAGAGGGUGCCCGCUGCUCCCUGUCUGUUACGAAUCAUUCCGUCAGAGUUGGUUCUUGUUUGUGAUUUCUUAAAAUCAAUUUUUACUCUUUGGGUAAAAUUUCAUUUUGUCACAAGGAAAAUGUUUUGGUUGAAAAGUAUGUCCAAAAAUGGUUUAACAGGAAAAAUCAGUUUUCCCAGCUUGCCUAGGGAACCGUCCUCCUACAAGCUAACUGGAACGUGCGUGCAAGGUGGGAAUGCAGCCAUGGCUUUCUCUUGCAAAUGGAAAGUGUAGCAGACACAAGGAAUCGAAGCCUGUCUGUUGCCCUACCAUGCUUGCCCCAAGUUAGAACUGAGCGCCCACCCUUGUAGCGUCCAGGAGCCCCUGUAUUACUGAGGCUGCCUGGCCUCAUUUUCAGUUUAUAUGUCAACAUAAUACUUCUUAAAUAUGUGGUGAUCGGGUAAAAACUAUAUCCCCAGUAACACUGUUACUUUUCUAACUGUGCAGAAUAAAAAAGCUAUUAUUAAAUAGUUGAUUUCCUUUCCUUGUAUUUUUCAAAAACCCCCUAAGACGAAAUCCUUGCUGAAGGUGAACAGGCACUGACUGGGCUGUGCCGACUGCGGAGCCCACUGAAACUGCCUUGUUGGAGGGCUGCAGGCACUGGGCAUCGUCCUUCUUUGUAACCUGAACUGUUGUUCCCUUUCUGAGUGCAAGAUGGUUUUAUAUCAACAUCUCUGUCAGGGGUGAAACAAUGUUUUCAAUUCUAACUUGUAUGAGGUUUUAAAAGUCUUUAGACCUUUAUAUUUUUGGUUUCUUACCCCUUUUAGGCAGUUACCUUCUCUGAGUUCAGUCUUUGGCCCUUAGAGCAAUGGGCAUGAGAAGGGCCGACCUCAUGGUUCUCUUGCAGUGUAUUUCCCACCACUGAACUGAGGCAAAAAUCAGAAGACACUUGUGUCACUGGCGGGCCAUCAGUGUGUGGACCUCCCCACUGGAUCUGAUGCUCUGCCAAAACUGACACCAACUCCUGUGUGGUGAGAUGUUAUUUGAAAGUUUCACCAAAACCUACUUAUGAUAAAUAUCUACAUCAUUGGACAGCUGGCACUUAACCAUGCCCUGACCCCAGGGGUGUACUCGAUGUCUCAUUGUUGCCAUCUGCUGGCAUGCCAGGUAUCUGAAGUUAACAUCCAUGCUGCCUGAAACUGGAAAUGUUAGGUCUAUAAAAAAAUGAAGUGCCAGUUUAAGGUAACUGCUUACUUCUCCUUUGAGAUGCAUGUACCUCUUACUAAUCUUUCCUCUGAACCUGCAGCAAUACUUUACAGGAAACUCAGAGAACUCUGAAUCAGAGCUUUGUCAUUCUACUUUUCCAGAAAGGCUCCAAAUUAGAGCCUCUAAGGCUUGUUCUUAAAAACCAUUAAGAUGUGGCUAGUAAGGAUUUUACUACUCUUAAGUAUCUAGUAUCAGACAGUCUCCCAGUCCCUAGCUCUACAUAGAUCAGCUGUCCCCAACCUUUUCUGCACCAGGAACAUGGUUUCCUAGAAGACAAUUUUUCCAUGAAAGGGCGGGGGCAGGAGUGCUGAGCUCAGGUGGUAACGCCAGUGAAGUUUCGCUGGCUCCCCAGCCGCUCCCCAGUCCCCUGACCCGAGGACUGCCCGUGUCAGCAGCGUGAACUAAGAACCUCUGUAGCUGCCUGUUUCCUUCUAAAAUGGUCUUCCCACAGCCCACAAAAAUGAUCAUGCAGUUAAUUCUAUCAUUCAUUAUCUUAAACAUCUCAAUUCUAUCAUUCAUUAUCUUAAACAUCUCAAGAGUUUAGGGUGCCAUACUUGUGUUUUAAGUGAACUGACAAGAAAGACAUCAAGACUACAAAAAAAAAACACCUUUUACAAAUGACUUCUGAAAGUCAUAAGGUUCAAAAAAGUUUUAAGUUAUUUGGGGAUACAAAACACGGAGUAUGUCUCAUCCAUGAAAGUAUUUAAAGUGAAAAAUUUGAUCAUUUUCACUAAGUUCACAGCUGAACCUAUUUCUAGAUGCAGCAAGCAAAGCUAGUUAGUUUCCAGAGGCCAAAGGGGGGACGAGUUAUCUGAUGAUUGAAUGUUUGCAUUGAGUUUAAUUAGGGCACAGUCAUAGAUAGCACUGCCAAGGGUGUUUUAUUACGGGGUAGGAGACAUAUGUACCUUUUUGUUGUUUUCCUAUAGUAGGUGACACUGAAAUCAUAUAGCAAUUAUUUUCUAUUUACCCAAAAGAAUGCCCUAUUUGACAAGAAUACAAUCACCACUUUUCACUGAGGUUUCCAAACUCCCUAGUGCUUAGAGGCUGGGCCCUACUUUGUAGAAGACACAAAACUAGUUAGAAAACAAAAAUUAUGCCUUUGCUGCACACACAGUUCUCCCUGAAGUUUAUUCAAAUCCCAUUCUAGUUCACCGAAACCCCAUGUGUAUACAGGCCAGCUUGAAGUUAGCCUUGAACCUGUGUCCUCCUCCAGGUCCUCUUGUUUCACACACACUUUCUGACUGACUACAUUUGUAUUCACUAAUAUAUGCUACAGGCUGUCAAGCAAACUUUUUAGAACUGGAAUCAGAAUUACCAAUUAAUGUGAUACUGGCUGCUACCACAGCAUCACUGAGCUAUUAAAAAACAUACAUGUAGAAAAGGGUACAAGUUGGACUAGCAGCUGUUCAUGAAUUCCUGUUUUGCUCAUUCUUGUAUAAAGGAAUCUAGUUUCACAUACAAUUUGCAUUUUUGGUUAAGAGUUAUACUAGACACACUCUCUAUCGCUCACAUCUGAGAUUUUGUAUGUGGCCGAGACAAAUCAUUCUGUCCCGGUAAUAGCAAACAGUAUUGGAUAAUCAUAUCCUUGACCAGUGCUACCUGAUUUUUUGAGUCAAGGCAGAAACAAAUCACUCACCCACUAAUCACCGGAAACACUAGCUCAACAGAGCCACCAAGCUAUAUACAAAAUGCCCCCAUUCACACUGAUUACCUGCUCACUUGUUCCUGCUCUACACUCACUUUUGCACUUUUUGCAAAUCAAAUCCGUGUGGAAACGUUCUGUUUGUAGAACUCCUAGUAUUCACUUAUAGUGCUCAUGUCAGGACGGCCGAGCAAGUAAGAGCCCUUAGUAACCUGCUUCUGACUGAACCCAGUGCACAGAUAAUGAAACACGUUCCCUUCAUUUCUGAUGUUUUAGACACUGUCGACUUAUUUACCCUGCAUGAGAUUUAAGUUUCCCAUUAUUUGACAAUGUGCUACUUACUUCUACGCCACUUGAAUGUACUGUCAGUUAUUAAAGCACAUGUGACUAAGUUUGCAUUUGUCAGUAUUGUUCCACUGUCUGUACUGAAAGUCUCCUUUUAAAGUUUCCACUUAGCACGCUGUACUAUAAAACCUUGUAAUUUUCUAGAUUCUUUACGUGUAUGCUUUAAAUGUUUCCAGAUGCCUUUAGUUUUAGCUGCUGUAAAAUACUUUGUUAUUUGAUAUAGAAUUGUUUUUAAAAAUCUCCAUUUAUUUAUACAAAGACAUUUAUAAUAUUUUACAAACAUUCUUAUAUUCUGAAUAAAUAUUUCUAAUUCCAA